UCUUUUUCUACUUGUUUACGGAUUCAUCCAAUGUGUUAUUUCAAUAUAUCCAUGGCUUGCAAAGCGUUCGUUUUUUAAUACUUGAUGGGUGAUUGUGACUGUCAAGAUAAUCAGCCAUGGAAAAUCAAGCUAAAAGACACGACUUAGUUGAGGGACAUUAACAUCAUACGAUGGUAAUAAUGGAAUGUUGGAGGUUGGCGAUAGAGAAGCUGAAGUCAUUCCGUUUGUCAUGAACGUCUAUCUUCAAUGAAAUAUCCAAAUAUGAAGCAGAUGUGGAAGACUUUGUGAUGUCAGUUAUUUAGGAUAUAUCGAAUUGACAUAGGUAUGCUCCAAACAGGCGUGUCUCAAAUUGCAGUAGCACAGACUGAGAACUACCCAAAGGACAACAAGUCUUCUAAAGACGUUUUCAAACCACUGGAUCCACUGAAGAUCGGUCGCAGUGGCCGACACAGAGUUGCAACCCUCUAGAGAAGACCGUCAAAUUGGCUUGCUACAUUUGUGGAACAGAUUUUAACUGUGAAAAUUUCUUGAGGAAAGUAUAAGACAAUUUGCAAUCUUCUGUUAAUCAUGGUGGAAUAUCAUACACUACCCGACCAAGGUUGGUCAUGGAUUGUGCUUCUGGCGUCCUUUGGAUCUCACUGCAUCCACGGUUUCUUCCUGACGGCCGUAGGGUUGCUUCAACUUUCUCUACUGGACCAUUACAAGGAAAACGUAUUUAAAACUUCACUUGCCCUUUCGAUUUUCCUUGGAUUGUUUUCUACGUCAGGGAUAUUAGCCUGUUUUAUCGUCAAUAGGUGGAGUUGUCGAGUCUCCAUGAUGACGGGUGGACUCAUCGUGUCAAUAAGCCACGUUGUGACAGCUUUCAUACCGAACAUUACACUGGUCAUCAUCUCGCUGGGGAUAUUUGGCGGGAUUGGGAUGGGAAUGUGCUACACAUCAUCUCUUGUUGUUGUUGGGUACAACUUUGAGAAGAACAGGAACGUUGCCAGCGGAUUAGCUGUCUCGGGUACUGGUGUUGGGGCCUUUGCUUUAGCACCGUUAAUGCAGACUGCCGCCGACUAUUUCGGCUAUAAUGGGCUAUGGUUGAUGUGCGCAGGCCUGACUUCACAAUAUUGCGUGUUUGGUAGUUUGUGUUUUCCAUCAAAACUGGAAAUUGAUCGAAAGAUGAAACUGAGAGGUGUCACAAGGUUAACAUGGGACAUUAACCAUAACUUGAAAAGGUUGAGAGAAAUAUUUUGCGUUUUAUCACAAAGAACACUAGUUUGUGUUUACUUGUCCAUGCUUCUUUGUAACUUAGGAAUUUAUCUCCUAUUCCUCCAUUUCGGAAGUUAUGUGACUUCAGUUGGAUUCAGCAAGUUAGACGCAGCUUUUCUGUUUUCUAUAUGUGGAAUCUGUAACUGCAUCUCUCGUAUUUUAGUUGGUUCUGCUGCCAAUGCCAGCAAUAUUGAUGAAUUCAUAAUGUUUGGAGGAACGUUUAGUCUCGCUGGAAUAUCAACGGCCCUCUUUCCAUUGUACGGACAGAGUUACAGUGGUCAAGUAAUUUAUAUGGUGAUGCUAGGAAUGUAUUCUGGUUGUUGCUAUGCCUUGCUGAACUCGAUAUGUGUUAAUCUUGCCGGAAUCGAACAUCUUGCAACAGUGAACGGUUUCAUUUUAUUCUUUACUGGAAUGGGUUGUUUUACUGGACCUUUGCUAGGAGGUAUCAUUGUUGACUCUGGUGGAACGUAUGGGGAAUCAAUUACAGUGGCGGGAUUAUUAAUUGUAGCUGGUUCUCUGUUUGCGUGGGCGUCAGGAGCCGGUGAACGUCGUUAUCAAGUCAACGACACGGAAAAGACAAUACCUAGUCAGGAAAAUAAAUGUAGUCUAUUAAUUCAAGAACACGUAUUGGAAAACAACGAUGAAAAUUCCAUGGAAACCAAACAGCGUAACAGUGAUCAAGAAAUUGAAUCUUAUGACAACGAGCAGUCCAACAUCGAAGUAUCAGAAAUGGAAAAUCUCAGGAAAGCGACGCAAUUAGAAAUACAUUCUUUAUUUUGAAAUACACAUCACUGAUGUAAAACUUAUACGGUACCAAUUUUGAUGCACUAGAUGCGCAUUUCGACAAAUAA
Molecule: messenger RNA, 2105 nt
Organism: Ostrea edulis (European flat oyster)
Lineage: Eukaryota; Metazoa; Mollusca; Bivalvia; Ostreida; Ostreidae
Product: monocarboxylate transporter 13-like
Exons: 7
Coding region: 568-2034 (488 amino acids)
Biological process (GO): monocarboxylic acid transport; transmembrane transport
Molecular function (GO): monocarboxylic acid transmembrane transporter activity
Source: RefSeq, a predicted model, not a curated record